AUGCUAUUCCGACUUGUCUCCACACUUCUCCUAGCCCAAGCCACGUCGGCGUUCUUCUUCGGCGGUGGCGGAGGAUGUGGUUGCCAGCAGGCGCCCGCUUGCGCACCACCACCUCCAGCUCCAUGCUCUGGAGGGAACAUCGUGCAGGGAUACGCCGCUGCUCCACAAGGAUACGCCGCCGCUCCACAAGGAUACGCCGCCGCUCCACAGGGAUACGCCGCCGCUCCACAAGGAUACGCCGCCGCUCCACAAGGCGGAUUCUUCCCACAGCCACAAGGAUACGCCGGUGUUCCACAAGGAUUCCAGCCAGUCCCAGGACAAGCCCAAUACCAAGCGCCUGCUCCUGUUGGAGGAUAUCAAGCCGCACCGGCUCCAGUUGCUCCAGCGCCAGAGGCCCCAGCGCAAGUUCAAGCGGGAGGAGCGUACCAGGACACCCCAGUUCAAGUAGCUCAGGUUGCUCCAGCUCAGGAAGUCGUCCCAACUCAAGUCGAGGUUGCAGCUCCACCAACAGAUUCUGCUUACCAAGGGGUUAGUCGGAAUGAUAGUGAUUUUAAUUCCCAUUCGCAUUCGUUUCAGGAACAAGAAGUCGUUGCUUCUCUUGCUCGCGAAGAGCCAAACUACCAGGUAUGAUGCUUUCGCUUUGCUUUCAUUUCUCGCAUUCCCUUUUGCUUUCGCUUCAUCCAUCCCAACUGGAAUCAUUUUGCGUUGCGUUUAGCUUUUGCAUGAACCUGCUCGACCCCACUCGCACCCAUUUCCAAACUCAUUAUCCUUCACUCGCACUUCUUCUGCAUGCCUCACUUUCAGAACACUGGCACCAAUGUAAUCGAAGUCGCUCAGCGCGCCUCCGAGCUCGGAAAUCAGAUACUCGGAUCUCAGGUACUGUGAAUCACGUUAACAAGGGAACAUCACUCUAGAAUCUAUCAAUCUAAAAAAAAAAAAGAACGAUUUCUGAAAUUUCUGAAAUGUCUCAGGCUGCCGCUGCUGCCGCUAAGGUCGCCGAGGUUGUCGAAGAGGAGGAAGAGCCAAUCAAGAAGAAGGACGAGGGAAAGACGACGCACAAGAAGACCGUGAAGAGUCCGGCUUCUUCGACCACCGCCGCUUCGUCCACAGCCACCGAAUUCCCAGUUGGAGAGGAGAUUGUCGCCGACACCAACGAGAAGGAAGUCGAUAUCAGCGAGCUCCAUCUGACUGACGACCCGCUCUGCAACUCUGACGACUUGAGAAAGGUUGUCAUCGAUGUGAGUGCCUUGCUUCCUUUCUUUUCGUUUUUCGUCAUGACAAUGUUUUGUUUGCAGAACAUUGACGACCAAUUAAACAGCUCGAAGAGAAUGAUCCAAUUGGCAGCUGAGGCGCAAUUCGGUGGACGAUUUGAUGUGAUUUGCGCAAAUGGCGAUUUUAGGUGAGAAUGGCGCAAUUUUAUAACCCUCAUAACAUCUAUUCUUGCAGCUACGUCACCAACACCGAGCUCUACUGCCAGGAAACAAAGGGAGACAUCUCGUGCUACACCUACAGACAGCUCUAA
This is a messenger RNA of Caenorhabditis sp. 36 PRJEB53466, 1522 nucleotides long. The record is from the annotation of a GenBank genome assembly. Lineage: Eukaryota; Metazoa; Nematoda; Chromadorea; Rhabditida; Rhabditidae.